This is a messenger RNA of Sinocyclocheilus rhinocerous, 1240 nucleotides long. RefSeq names its product adhesion G protein-coupled receptor L1-like. Lineage: Eukaryota; Metazoa; Chordata; Actinopteri; Cypriniformes; Cyprinidae. The coding region runs from base 836 to 1240 and encodes 134 amino acids. Gene Ontology annotation, biological process: signal transduction. The transcript has 4 exons. The record is from RefSeq and is a predicted model, not a curated record.
ACGCACGGUCACGCACGGUGCAAAUUAAUAAACCUGGAUAUGGUUUACUAAUUUAGAUUGGGCUCAGAUAAGAAGUCAGUCGGUGUGCGGUGUGAGAGAGAUACAACGACGUUACGCUUCUUCAGACGGAGGGAGUCGGAGCGACUGCUGGUUUCGAGGCGGGAGGACACAUGGGUCGACACCACAACCUUUCAUUUUUGCUCUAAUGUGGGUGUUAAAUACGACAAGGAAUCCGACACGAACACCUACUGGCUUUCCAGCGUCCUCUCCUGACAUUUCUGCGCGUCUGUGUUUUCCUUGGAUUUGGGGAGACGUUUCGCGUUAUGUUCAGUGCUGAAAACGGGACUGCGGACGAUAUUUUAUUCGCUCAUUCGCGUCUCGUGUGGACUUAUUAUCAGUGAGUCGCGUGUCAAACAUUGCACGACAAUGCGAGUUGAUGUUUUGUUAUGAUUUUGAAGCGAGUGCGGUCAUUUGAGUAUUAACUUAACAUGUCGGAUUGUUUUUCGUCGUUUUGUACGUCUUUAUCACGAAUUUUCUCCCUCCGUUAAUUCUAUGGACUGCUCCAUUCGGGCUAUUCGUUUCUAAUCUGCAUGCAUCCGCACGAAGAAGGAGAAACCGACAGAUAAACGGCAGAAGGACGGAAGAAUGAAUGAGAUUCACUGAAGAACAGGAGGAAACGCAGUAAAGAGAGAGGGAAGGAGGGGGGCAGGAGGGAGCCCUUGGAAAGAGAAGUGGAAGGGCAGUGUGGAAAAAAGAAAAGAAAACAAGAGGCACUGUCAAAACACAGCAGGAAGAAAAAAAAAGAGAGCAGAGGAAGAAUAAUUCAUAUCCAAAUAUGGGAGAGAAAGAGCAAAAUGGUUCUCCUUCAGUGAGAGGGCGAGGGAAGGAGUGCCCUGCAUUCAAGCGCCCGCUGACCCACACUCCCCCCCACCACCCCUUGCUCAUCCACAGCAUGGCUCUCUCUCUCUGGAUCCUCUUUACCUGCACCAUCGCCCUGAGCAACGUCAGCCCCUCUGCCCAGGCAUUAAGUCGCUCUGCAAUGCCAUUUGGUCUGAUGCGGAGGGAGUUGGCAUGCGAGGGUUACCCCAUCGAGCUCCGCUGCCCCGGCAGUGAUGUCAUCAUGAUCGAGACAGCCAACUACGGCCGCACGGAUGAUAAGAUCUGUGAUGCCGACCCCUUUCAGAUGGAAAAUGUACAGUGCUACCUGCCAGACGCCUUCAAGAUCAUGUCACAAAGGUAG